AUGAGGCAUCUCAGCGAACUGUUCCAAAAGGACUUCUUGGCACAAUUGCCAGAGGAGCCGGCUUUUACUCUAACUGGUCAGAAUCAUCAGCCUUCGUCGUAUCAAGUGAGCGAAGAUGGCAAAUACAUUGUCUGUUGCGGGCAGGAUGAGACGGUGCGCAUUUGGUGUGGUCAAACCGGUGCACAGCUUCAUGUUUUGCAGGGACAUACGGAUUGGAUUACAUGCAUGAGUCUACAUGGCACAACUCUUGUUUCUGGGUCGCUUGAUGAAACGCUCCGUGUCUGGGACAUUGUCGACGGGAAAUGCCUUCACAUUUUGGCUGUCGAUGCUAGGAAUUGUGUGCAAUUUGAUGGAGAGCGGGUUGUAUCUAGUGGCGGUGAUUAUGCCGUAAAUGUUUGGAAUGUACACACGGGGGAGUGCUUGCACAUGUUGACGGGUCACACGGAUAUAACCCUUUCACUUUUGUUUGAGUCACAGCGUGAUCUUGUCGUGUCGGGUAGUCGUGACGGGACGAUUCGCGUCUGGGAUGUGCAAAGAGGAACAUGCAUCGCACAUCUUGACUUUCUUCAAGGGUUAAGGUUCGAAGGUUAUCGGAACUUUGGGAUGCAGCUUCGCGGAAACAUUUUGGCUUGCUAUUACGACUCGGAAGUUUGGGUUUGGGACAUUCGUGAGGGUGGCUCAUGCCUUCACCACUUACAUGGCCGAAAUGGUCAUACGUCGGACAUCACUUCAUUGCAAUUGCUCGACUCCGGGCUUUUGGUGACAGGUUCGAUUGAUGGCUCGGUGAAGCUGUGGGAUGUGGACAAAGGUAAAUUUGUUCGCGACCUUAUUCGUCUUCAAUAUCAGAAUUGUAUUCUGGAUAUCAAAGCCACUGAAACAUUGCUUGUCUGUGCGGUUGGAUUGGUUGAGCGUUACGGACCU
Messenger RNA from Mesorhabditis belari, 921 nucleotides. The record is from the annotation of a GenBank genome assembly. Lineage: Eukaryota; Metazoa; Nematoda; Chromadorea; Rhabditida; Rhabditidae.